CAUUUGCUCAGGUAUAAAAGGAAAGGGUUAAACCAGGUAGUAUGCACUACAGGAGCAAGAGCAACCACUCAUCCACAGCCAACAUGAGCAACAUGAGCAUGAGGGGCAAGAUCAUCUUCUACGAGGAUAGGAACUUCCAAGGUCGCUCCUAUGAGUGCAUGAGCGACUGUUCCGACAUGCACUCCUACAUGAGCAGGUGUCACUCCUGCCGGGUGGAGAGUGGCUGCUUCAUGGUCUAUGAUCGCCCCAACUACAUGGGAAACCAGUACUUCAUGAGGAGGGGAGAGUAUGCUGACUACAUGAGCAUGAUGGGCUGGAAUGACUGCAUCAGGUCCUGCCGUAUGAUUCCUAUGUACAGGGGAUCUUACAGGAUGAGGAUCUAUGAGAGGGAGAACUUUGGGGGUCAGAUGUAUGAGAUGAUGGAUGACUGUGACUCUAUUAUGGACCGCUACCAUAUGUCCAACUGCAUGUCCUGCCACGUGAUGGAUGGCCACUGGCUGAUGUAUGAGCAGCCCCACUACAGAGGCAGGAUGAUGUACCUGAGGCCUGGAGAGUACAGGAACUUCAUGAACAUGGGCAUGAGCGGCAUGAGAUUCAUGAGCAUGAGGAGAAUCAUGGAUUCCUGGUAUUAAAUUUGUACUCUUUAAUACCACUGAAUUAAAAUACUCUGAACAACUGGGA
Molecule: messenger RNA, 681 nt
Organism: Fundulus heteroclitus (mummichog)
Lineage: Eukaryota; Metazoa; Chordata; Actinopteri; Cyprinodontiformes; Fundulidae
Product: gamma-crystallin M2
Exons: 3
Coding region: 42-632 (196 amino acids)
Biological process (GO): lens development in camera-type eye; visual perception
Molecular function (GO): structural constituent of eye lens
Source: RefSeq, a predicted model, not a curated record